AGACUCAGAAAAGAAGAAACCUGUUGCGUCGUUAUUAAAGAAGUUCUCGUUAGAAGUGUAUGUGGGUUUCUGUGCUUUUGCUCUGACCAACUGAGACGGGCUUUUACAAACAUUAGACGCACGUGGUUUCAGCUGUUGACAUGGGACUGCGGUGGAUUGUUUCGGGGUGGUUGAUAUUGAACGUUUAUUUCUUCAGCGCUCAAGCUGGUGUACCGUACUAUGGAACAAAGAUUGGAACUUUCAAGACUUUUGCACAUGACGUAGUGGGUGACGUUUAUGCAGUAGAUGACAGGACAAUCUUUCUGAAAGAUUUUUCCUAUGACGGUCAAGGUCCAGAUGCUUUUUUCUGGGGAGGAUCUUCUUCUAAGCCAGAUACAUCCGGUUUCAUAAUACCAGAUGAAAAAGGAAAGAAAACGCCUCUGAAGGAAUACAGAAACAAAGACAUACUUUUACGGCUGCCUGCCGGAAAAACUCUCAGGAACAUAAAUUGGAUCUCAGUUUGGUGUCGCAAAUUUAGUGCCAAUUUUGGAGAAAUCUUCAUCCCUGAAAACUUGCUCAUUCCUCAGCCCGUUGAAAUUGGUCGCAUUCCUACCAAAGAACACGGAGUUUCUUCAGGACCUGUGAUGGUUGUAGACACUCAGACAUUAUUAGUUCCAGAAUUCACAUACGAUGGCUUAGGACCUGCCGCCUACUGGUGGGUGUCACGUGGAGCUCGACAACACCCGAGAGGUCUCAGAUUACCAGAUGAGCAUGGAAGUUACGCCCCGUUGCCAAAAUACACUGGAAAAACAGUAGUCAUUACUCUGCCAGAGGACUAUACCAUCUAUGAUUUUGAUUGGUUCGGAGUAUGGUGCGAUGAAGCAAGAGUUGAUUUUGGAAGUGUAGCUCUACCACAGAAUAUUGUCGUUCCACCUUCUCCACGUUCCCUAGGAAUUGAAUUAGAGUACAAGCUAAACUGUGAAGUUUUGCGUGAUGACUUAGGUUUUGAAGUCAGAUGGAUCAUGGAUGGAGAAGAUAUAGUCAUGCAACUCGUUGCUAGGCUAGAACCUGGCGAAUACAUGUCAUUCGGUUUAAGUAAAAAUGACACAAAGUCGGACAUGAUUAAAGCCGAUGCCAUUGUUGCCUGGAUUGACAAGAGAAAAAGAGGGCAUGCUGUCGAUUACUAUUUGGGAAGUAAAGAACAGUGUGUAGGUCGCAGAGGCAGUUGUCCUGAUGUUAAAUUUCCAGAUGGACAGGACAGUGUACAACUCCUCAACGCAGCAGCCGUCAAUGGGUAUACGAUGAUAACGCUUAAAAGACCUCAAGUUGGAAUUGACGAGAAAUACGAUCAGCAUGUGUAUUCAGACGGACCCCAAGCAAUAGUUUGGGCGAUUGGACCCCUGAAUGAAAAAGAUGAAGUUUCCUAUCAUGGAGCCCUGCGAUCAGAAGGCGAUGUAUACAUCGACUUCGCCAGGCCUCCACAGUGGAAUUGUCCUCAACCGGCAGACCCUGAUCAUGUGUCUGAAAGUACAACUACCACCACCACCACAACAACUAGGAAGCCAACGAAACGGCCUUCUACUUCUGAAAGAAGUCGCAAGCCGAAGCCCACUUCUGCUACAUUUCGUCGAAAACCUCAACCUAUUGGACCCCGAUAUGCUAGCAGAGCUUCUGAUGUUGGGCUCAGUGCAUCUACAGUCAACACUGCCUGGAAUGUCCCUCCAAUAAUGUGCCCAUCUGACCGAACUUUCCGUGCUCAGAUUGGACCUACUGGUGGAAAGAAGGGAUACCAGUCAAUUACUGGAGAUGUUGGCUGGGGUAUUGCUUGGUACAUCAAUGGUGUCCUCAUACCAGAAAUUACUGUGGAAAGAGGCAAAACGUACACUUUUAUCGUAGAAGGAGGACAUGAUGUGGAAAACCCCGCUAGGACGCAUCCCUUGUAUAUCACAGAUGACCCAGAAGGAGGAUUCGAGUACAAAUCAGCUGCAGAAAAAAAGAAAGUAAAAGUGUAUGCUGGUGUUUCUAAAGAUCGAAGAGGAAAUUACUCUCCUACAGCAAUGGGUCGUCUUUGCGAGUGGAAGUUGCCAAAGGAUUUGACGUCAGACGAUUUCGAAACUUUCGAUGAGUUCCAAGAAAGUCUCGAAUUGAGAUGCGAAAGGGGCAAACCUGGUCGAUUGAUAUUCAAACCUGAUCAAGAUACACCUGAUUUGCUGUACUAUCAAUGCUACACCCACCGCCAUCUUGGGUGGAAAAUACACGUCGUUGAUUCAUGCAGUGAAGUUAAAGGAUUACAUCACGAGGCCAGCGUACAACACGUAAAGAAUGUCACAUACAACACUUACGCCAGUGAUUAUAAAAGAGGUGGAGACAAAAAAAGAAUAUCUUUAUCAUCUGAUGAAGAGAGUUCAGAAAUUAGCUAUGAACCAAAAUAUUCAGGAAAUGACGGACUUCCAUUAAAUUUACCUUCCGAUGACAGCAAAACAUUGACGGAAAAGAAAACCAUUACGUCAGAUGAACCACAGAAGCAACUGUACUACCGUCCUACCGCUAGUGUUUACUACAGUCCCAAGACUACUCAGGCAAGCAAAUCUACAUGGAAUAAUUUGUAUUACUUACCAACAACAGAAACUAGUAAGCAAAAUCAAUAUUUUUUCACUACUCCGGAAUCGAAAAGUCUUUAUUAUAAACACUCCACUACUCGCGCUCCUACAACCAGAAAGUCUCAUUCAGCUACUCAUAAAAAACACGUAACCCCAAAAAUGGAAGUUUUUCACAUUCGGGAUGUGAUCCCUUCAAAUGGGCAGCAAGGACAAUAUAUCUUGAACAAGUCACCUACGGAGAAAUCAACAGCCGGUGUAAAGACUAUUAUACUAAGUCCUACUCAGAGAACUCCUGGUAGAGUCAAAAUCCAUCAGAAUACCCAACAGCCAUACCGUAGUUCCGGUGGAGAAAGGAGUAAAACGCAGUGGUGGAUCCAGCCAACUACACCAGCUUCUGAUCGCCAGAAAGCUUUACAUAAAUUGAGAUCCCAGUUGGAUGUAAUACAAGGCACAAAAACGGAACCAAAAUCUUCAAGCAAUUUGCAUCAUCAUAGAGCACAACCGUACAGUGUACAUUAUGAGAACAGUUUUAUACCAAUUGUUGUGAAUAAUAAUGGAAGCUUUGACAAAGUUGUUGCCAGAGCACUAAGCCAUAAUCCACAUUUCUCCCAUCACGGAAGCCCAGCUGGACACAUAUUAGCAUUAACCACUACAAAUCAAAAUGGUAGAAGUGUUAUUCCUGUUCUCAUAAGGGCUAAAGAACCUGUUAGGCGAACGGUUGCCAGUUCUAAAGAAAGUGGCAUCCAGACGCCUUUAGGAAGAUUGCCUUAUCCCAAUCCUUCUUCCAGGCGUAAGAAUGCUGAUGGGGAUAGUAAGUCAGGAGAAUCGUACCUGCCGCUUCUUGUGCCAGAGCGAAAAGCAAAUAAAUCCUCAGCUGCAACAAAACAGCGUGUUGCACCUUUGAUACCAUUAGUUGUACCAGAAAAGAAAGGGGACAACUUAUAUAUUUUGCACCAAAUGUUGUCUCUUUUGAAUGAAAAUCCGCAAAAUAUAGCAGCUAGGGGUAUUAAAAUUGUUAAUAACAACAGAGAAAGGAAUGUACGAACGAGAGUUGCAAGAAGUGCAGAUCAUCAUCACGAACAUUCUUCUGGUCAUGAGCACGAAGAUCACGACCCAAAUCAUGAAGGCCAUGAAAUGCAUCACAAAGAGCAUUCCCAAAAGUCUACAGCAUCCAUAUUGCCGGUACCAUUCCAUUUGCUGUUAUUCAUCUGCGCCGCGUAUUUAUUAAAGCCGUUGCAAAUGCUGUCUCUACGAUGAUAGUAUAGUGAACACGUACAGCAGCCAAAAGUCAUUUAUUUAACACUUGCAUUUUAUUGUAUUAUAUGCAUAAAAUAUUAUUACGAUAAUACUAGUAUUUCAUAGAUUACUAUGAAAAGGUACAAACAUUUAGCAUACAGCUCAGGACUAAAUCCUUAGGAAUAUGGAUCCUUACAUAUGAAUCCUUAGGACUGAAGUUUAUAAGUUUAUCCACCGUGCACUAUUAUAUCUGUAAAGUGGUAUAAAGUAGCACAUGUUUCAUGGUAAAUAUAAACUUUGGCUUUUCAUGUGAUAAUUUCGCAAAAAAAUUAUGCCUUUUUAUGCCAUGAAACUGGAAAGAAAGAAAUACUGUUUUAUUGAGCGGUAUGUGUCCCACUUAUUGUUGAAUUCAUCAUGUGUAAUAGAGCAUUUAUUAUAUUUUAUUAUUUUUUGGUAUGUUUCCAUUAAGGAACAAUUCAUCCUGUCUUGUUAUGCAUGCCUAAAAAGUAAUGAAUAAAAGUAUUAUUUAACCAUUCUAAAA
Messenger RNA from Stegodyphus dumicola, 4356 nucleotides. RefSeq names its product protein Skeletor, isoforms B/C-like. Lineage: Eukaryota; Metazoa; Arthropoda; Arachnida; Araneae; Eresidae. The record is from RefSeq and is a predicted model, not a curated record.